CCCUCGCCUCCUCGCCCUCUUGCUACUCGCCUGCGGGCCCACCUCUCUCGUUCAACCUCGACUGUGCCCGAUCCCGCUCGUCCCACACCGCCAUGGCCGACGUCUCUGCUCCCGAGAUCAAGGACGCCUACGACGCCGUCCGCAACGACAAGGACCCAAAGACCUGGCUCCUCCUCGACUACGCCGGCGACCGCAGCGACAAACUCGUCCUCACGGCCACCGGCGAGGGCGACCUCGAAGAGCUCAAGAGCAACCUCAAGGACACCAACGCCUCGUUCGCCUACCUGCGGGUCAAGUACGCCAACGACGUAGAGUCGACUCGCGAAAAGUUCAUCAUCAUCACGUGGAUCGGCAAGGACGUCCGAGUGCUCCGCAAGGCCAAGCUCUCGGUCCACGCCGCCGACGUCAAGCGCGUCCUGUCCGUCUCGUCGCUCGAGGUGCCGGCCAACUCGCUCGACGACCUGGCAGAGGAGCCCAUCGUCGUGCGGUUGCGCAAGGCGGGAGGAGCGAGCUACGACCGCGCAUAGACCUGCAUCGACCGCCAUUCUUCUCGGGUUC
This is a messenger RNA of Rhodotorula graminis WP1, 558 nucleotides long. RefSeq lists its product as uncharacterized. The transcript is spliced from 4 exons. The coding region runs from base 93 to 527 and encodes 144 amino acids. Gene Ontology annotation, molecular function: actin filament binding. Lineage: Eukaryota; Fungi; Basidiomycota; Microbotryomycetes; Sporidiobolales; Sporidiobolaceae. Gene Ontology annotation, cellular component: cortical actin cytoskeleton; site of polarized growth; actin filament. The record is from RefSeq and is a predicted model, not a curated record. Gene Ontology annotation, biological process: regulation of actin filament polymerization.